AAAUGGCUACGUAACAGUCUUUCGUCGCAUCCCAAGCCAAUUGCGACCCAGUGGACACGGUCUGUCUCGGUGUUUGCCACUACCAAAUUCGGCAAUAUUUAAAUGGGAUUGCGUUCGGGAAUGUAAUUGCUCCAGCAAACACGCUUCCGCGUCGCCAGCCGCUCGGAACGUCGGGAUGGAUACGGACAGAGGGAAUCAGGGAUGCGAACGCGUAAACGAAAGGGGACGGAGAGAGUCCUAGGUGGAUGGACGGUAACUACGGUGAAGGGGAAACCUGGAAAGAUGGGAACAUCGAGGAAACUUGGAGGAAUAAGGUGUCUUUGGCCCAGUCCUCCGCGUGGACUGUGGUAAUUCAGUACGUAACUCAAAUUUGGUGGGCCUUGAGAAUGGGAAUUAAAAAGUUAAGGAGUUGAGGAGCUGGAGAUUUAAGAAGCUGAGGAGUUAAGGAGUUAAGGAACUGAGAAGUUAAAGAGUUAAAGAGUUGAGGAGUUAAGGAACUGAGAAAUGAAAGAGCUCAGGAGCUAUAGAGUUAAGGAGUCAAGGAGCUGAAGAGUUGAAAAGCUAAGGAGUUAAGGAACUGAGAAUUUAAAGAGCUCAGAAGCUAAAAAGUUAAGGAACUAAGUAGUUAAAGAGCUCACGAGCUAAAGAAUUAAGGAACUGAGAAGUUAAAGAGCUCAGUAGCCAAAGAGUUAAGGAGCUGAUGAGUCAAGUAGCUAAGAGGAGCAACAAGAAGAAGAAAGUAAACAAUAUUCAAUCAAAGCUCUCGACGAAAAUCCGCUGGAACUGUCUGGCCCAUUACAGACCCAAUCUCCUUCCACGUCCAAUCUUUCUUCUACCCGUACCUAUUUUAUCAACAAUAGCCAAAAAAUUAAGAGUCCUUCUAACGCAGCUCCCAGAAUUUACCAAUAACCCCGAGUCUCAGCUAUCAGAACUCCUGACAUCCAUCGGCAGCUAUAAUCGUUCUCCACCCGCACACCUGACUCACCAGAGGCAUUCCACCUCAGCAAACAAGACCAACGGAAGGAUAUAUAUCGUCGACUAGCGAAAAAGAAACGUCGAAUCCAACAAGACAAUAGCAGGCGAACGAGGGAAAGAAGACACGAAUCGCGAUGGAAAUGGAUCCAAACGCGCCGGAGACGUCGAGGAAGGGUCACAAAGGCUGAAAAGUAUUCUUAAAGUGGAGGCGGACAGUUGAGCAGUGAGUAGCGGAGCCGACUAGUAGGUCCGCCCAGUUUUUCAAGGCAUGGGCUAUCAUAAUACCAAAGUAUCGAACAAGUGGUGUAAGACAAAGAAUUAAUGGACAAUGAGAUAAUAUGGCAGAAAAGAGGUGCUUCCUAUAAGGAAAAGAGCACAAAAGUGCAUUAACUUAUGCCGUGAAUUCUUAAAUUGGUCAACGUUUAUUAUUAUAGUUGGUAGCAAAGAAUAACAUAUAUUUAUAUGUAUAUAAGGUAAUUACAGCAUAUCCCGGCCGGUCUGCCCAGUGUUUCAAGGUAUGGGCUAUCAUAAUACCAAAGUAUCGAACAAAUGGUGUAAGACAAAGAGUUAAUGGACAAUGAGAUAAUAUGGCAGAAAAGCGGUUCUUCCUGUAAGGAAAAGUGCAUUAAAUUAUGCAGUGUAUUCUUAAAUUGGUCGACGACUAUAUAGUGGGUAGCAAAGAAUAACAUAUACAUAUACAUAUAAGGUAAUUACAGCAUAAAUAUACCUUCGCAAUAACAACAUCUAUUCUUACUAGAAGCAGGUUUUAGUUAUGAGCGAGACUGUAUGGGAAUCCAGGUGAGCCGAAUCAAUCUGCAUCGGGUCGCAAACGCUUGGAAAUCUCUCAUUGCGUCUCCUCGAAGCUGACAGCUUAUCCCUCGGUGGGAGCACCCUUCUCUCGCUCUCUACGCCUCGCCCUCUGUUUUCCAUCGUCGCGUAGGUGUAAGCACACGCUGGUGGAUGUGCGCCAUAUUGACUGCAUCGACGUUUCCGGCUUCCUCUCAUCUCGUUUGCAGAGCCAGUAUCAGUAAUUCCGGUAUUCUCUCUGAAUUAACAGAGCCGGCUCGGUAGGGUUACCGGGGGGUAUGUACAGGCACCGGAAACGGUCGACGAUCAAAGGACACCCGAAUCGGCAUUAGCGGUAACUCGAGCAAAUCACUCUGUUUUCGAACAGCAAUGACGCGAUCUCGUCAUCCAAAUUAAUUAGAUUUACCUUCGAAACUUCAACUGUAAAGAGAGAACCCCACAGCAACAAAUUUAAGUUCAUUGAUUAAUUUUUUUUUUUUAAAUAUUGGGUACUCGAAAAAGUUCGUGGCGUUUCUCAUCAUUUGUAUGAUUUCAUUGCAUCGUUUUGUGAUUAGUCGACUACAGUGUGAUGCAUCUUUGACGUCAAAAUUUUGAUGGAGCGUUUCGUCUGUAAAAACCACAAAUUUUAUUCAGAUGCCUGCAUUCUCGUCUUUUUCGAGUACCCAUUAUUUCUUCAUGUACAAUCAGAGCUAGGCUCGCGUAACUCAUGGAAAUGCCGACUUCGGAUCGCCUAAGUAUACAUUUUUAGGUCGAAGAAUAAAUCUCCAGUUGGCACGUGGUACGCGAUUAUCGAACACGAUGACGCGAUACCUUCGGCUCUUUCUUGUUUCACUCCUGCCUUUGUAAAAAUAAAUUUCUAGUGUAACCUCACGGCCAAAAACGAAGGAUGAUUAUUCAUCCGCAAAAAUAACACCGUCAUGACGUCAUUUCGGUCAAAAUUCCAAAUUCCCGGUUUCAUUACGUCGAAGGCAUGCUCCUCCAUCAGCAACCUAAAAGAAAAUGGAUAUAGCAUACUCCUAGGAGGACCCUCGUUAGCCCACUCUGUCGUGAAAGAGAACGUCAGGUACUUUUGGUUCUUCAAGCCGAAGAAGACCGUCGAGUAUGGAAGUGGGAACUGUGGAGGACCACUUCCAGAGAGCAAUCCUGUAGAACCUUGCGAGGGGUGUCCUUCUAAGUGUCUAGCGAAGAAAACAAAGAAGAAGACGACCGAUUCGCGAAAGGAUUCGUCGAAAAGCGAGGAGAAGCUCGACAACUGCGUGGAAGAGAAACCUGUAAAGGUGAAGUUGACCUGGUGGGAACAAAUCUUCGGACCUGACCCAAAGAGAUUCUGGCCAGAUCCUUGCACCUGUCGCGUGGCUCUCAGACAGAGAAAGAAAGAACGAGCACGGGAUCCGAGACUGACGGACCCGAGGUACAAGGAAACAGCUGGUGAUGUCUUCAUGUACACGGAAAAUUUGAAGCCUCGCAGUCGUCCCUGUUUGGAACCACAACCGAAACCACCGCCAGCGUUCAAGGUACCCAAGGCUGUGCUGUUCAGGAUGAUGGACGAGGGUGGCGAGAUGGGUCCACUUAGUAACGUCGUCAUAGAGCAGAAAACGGACGAAAAUCAUAAGAUUUCAUCUCACGAGUACAGAAUUCCAUACGAAGAAAUGAGACCACCAGAGAGAAGAACGAGAGUAUUUACUUGUCACGAAGGAAUUCGAUCGGAGGACGUCAUCAGACCAGUCAGCGUAGAACUCGACACCUUCAGAGCACCCCUAAUUAAUCAUCAACUCCAUAUGCAGCAAGGAGUACAAAACAAUUGUAAUAAACCUGAAAAAAUUGAAAAAGCUCCAGUCGUGGGGAACAAUAUUCCAGAACAAGGUUCUCAAAGACGUUCUAGAAUAGAACAGCUCAAACUGCUCAUUCAGCAAAAGGAGACCUUGCAAUGUAUUGCCUUGAACGAUUUUGGUGAAAGUAAAGCGACCUGUUAGUGCAUAACAUCUACAUAUUUCUAAUACAAACUCCUGUAAUGUUUCUCAAAUUGUUAGUGUAUACAGAAAAUAUAAGUUGUAUAUCAUCUCUGUAUAAUAUAAAAAAAUAAAUAAAUAAAUAAGUAUACAUGUCGAAUUCAGUAUCCUCCUCCUUUUCGAAGUCGGUUAAAAAACAGACAGAAAAAGACUGAACUAAUCCAUAGUAUCUACAAAUAAAAAGACUGAACUAAUAAAUAGUAUCUACAAAUAAAAAGACUCUUUAAACUAAUCGAUAGUAUCUACAAAUAAUAAGUAAUUCAAAUUUCCCGCGGGAAACUGGUGUCGCUGUCUAGCGGGGGCGUCCCGAACUAUUUUCGGAGUAUGA
Hylaeus anthracinus is the source of this 4119-nucleotide messenger RNA. RefSeq lists its product as uncharacterized. NCBI's taxonomy places the organism in Eukaryota, Metazoa, Arthropoda, Insecta, Hymenoptera, Colletidae. The coding region runs from base 2700 to 3755 and encodes 351 amino acids. The record is from RefSeq and is a predicted model, not a curated record. The transcript has 4 exons.